AUGGGGUACCGAUAUCACAUCGCCGGACCACCCCGAUUGCAACCCCUGUUGCCCCAACAAGUCCCGCCUGGAUUCACCCUCACAUUGUUUCCAACAGAAGAGCAACCCAUGAUCGUCGAGGAGGCGCUGGAGAAGCGGGACAUCCUGGGACAAAAGGUCAAAGAAUUCAACGCCGUGGCCUGCCAAGGUUGA
Molecule: messenger RNA, 192 nt
Organism: Aphanomyces astaci
Lineage: Eukaryota; Oomycota; Saprolegniomycetes; Saprolegniales; Verrucalvaceae
Exons: 2
Coding region: 1-192 (63 amino acids)
Source: RefSeq, a predicted model, not a curated record